AUGUCCGAUGAUUCCUUCUACAAGGCUCUCAUGCACACCACCUGGAGGCUUGAAUGUAAUAGGUGGGAAAAAUCUUUCCUGAAAUCUCUCCAACAGGAGCAAGAAGGUGAAUUCAAGAUGGUGGAGACAGAAAUGGAGAUAUUCAAGGGAUUCAUUACUGCCCAGGGGCUCCCAGCAUUGGAGGAUGACAAAGACUACCUUGAGGCAGUCUUUGCAGAGGAACUGGACCACUAUGAUGUUGCCAGUGAGCAAUACGACCAAUUCAUGACUCAUGCUGGAAAGUGUGCCACCCCUUUCCCAAACAGCAGCGAUACCAAACCAUCAGACUCUCACAGUGAUGCAGAGUCUGAUGAUAGCCUAAUCUAUCGAUCAGAACAAUGA
Molecule: messenger RNA, 381 nt
Organism: Suillus subaureus
Lineage: Eukaryota; Fungi; Basidiomycota; Agaricomycetes; Boletales; Suillaceae
Exons: 2
Coding region: 1-381 (126 amino acids)
Source: RefSeq, a predicted model, not a curated record